AAAGAGGAUAAGCCGCAGCCUUCACUGUCCAUCGUCUCCCUCUGUACUCCUUCCUCAGCCUCAUCCUAUCCAAGAACGCAGAACCGAGACCCACGAACUCGCAGCAGGCCAGCAGCCAUGGCCGCCCCCGCAACGAGCUCCCUGCUGAGCACGCUGCUGCAGCUACCGCUCGCUCCGUUCUCGGGGAAGAGCUCGCCGCCGUCCGUGGUGCACGUGGCGCGCCGGGCGCCGACGGCGGUGGUGGCGGCCAAGGGGUUCAAUGUGCAGAUCCUGGUGGACGAGAACGAGGGGGAGGAGUCCAUCUUUCGCAGGUUCCGGCGGGAGGUGAUGCGCGCCGGCGUGCUGCAGGAGAUCAAGCGCCGCCGGAGGUACGAGAGCAAGACAGACGAGAAGAAGCGCAAGGCGCGCGAGGCCGGACGCCGCAACCGUCGCAGGCGUAUGAUGGACGAGCCGAGGUUCCCAGAAGAAGACGCCGACGCGACCUCCAAGGCUCGGGACGAGGACAACGACAACUGGGAGGUCGACGGCAUCCUGUGAAACAAAAGGAACGCAUGCAGUCCACAGUUCAAUUUCACAGCGUCCAGAUGAUGCACAGCACAGACCCGUCAAAUUCGAGUUCUUUUUGAGGCCCCCCCGUAAGACGCAAUCCAAACCGUAUAUUUGCGUUUUGGCCGCGUUCGUUUCCACUUCAGUGUCCAAUGGUUACAGCUGCAAUUGCACAACUAACGUUCGCAAAUGUAGCGUCCUCCGAUCCCUUCUCGUUCCCUGAGCUCUUCUUGUGUCCAUGGUGUUUGAAACCCUACUCUUGUGUCUGUUCCAACAUCUAUCCUUUGUGUAGCUUGCGCUCAUGAAAGUUCAGAAACUGAUGAAGAUA
Zea mays is the source of this 874-nucleotide messenger RNA. Its product is annotated as 30S ribosomal protein S21, chloroplastic-like. Gene Ontology annotation, cellular component: ribosome. Bases 118 to 537 code for a protein of 139 amino acids. Gene Ontology annotation, biological process: translation. Gene Ontology annotation, molecular function: structural constituent of ribosome. Lineage: Eukaryota; Viridiplantae; Streptophyta; Magnoliopsida; Poales; Poaceae. The transcript is spliced from 2 exons. The record is from RefSeq and is marked validated.